Molecule: messenger RNA, 701 nt
Organism: Nestor notabilis (Kea)
Lineage: Eukaryota; Metazoa; Chordata; Aves; Psittaciformes; Psittacidae
Product: fibrinogen-like protein A
Exons: 1
Source: RefSeq, a predicted model, not a curated record
ACUAUCCAAGGGAUUGCUUUGAGAUUUUUCAGCAUUCCAAAGGAAAUGCCAGAGAUGGUCUUUACAUCAUCCAGCCAAAGGAGGACCCAAUUGUAGUCUCUUGUAACAUGCAAGAUGGUGGUUGGACAGUAAUCCAGCACAUUACAGCCAAUAGUACUGUUGACUUUGAUAGGACCUGGCAGGAUUACAAAUAUGGAUUUGGCUCUGUUCAUGACAACCACUGGUUAGGAAAUGAAUAUAUGCAUCAGUUAACAAGCAGCUCCGUGCGAUAUAUACUUGGAGUGAAACUUGUAAACCUGAACGCUGAAAUCAAAUGGGGACAGUAUGAACCAUUCCUUAUUGAAGAUGAAGAGUCUCAAUACCGAAUCAGGGUUGGUCUAUACCAAGGCAAUGCCACUGAUGCUCUGAGCCUGGACACAGAAGCUUAUCUUCAUGACAACCAGAAAUUCACCACCAAAGACAGAGACAAUGACAAUUACUUUCAGAAUUGUGCUAAACUGGAACACAAUGGCGUUCCUGGGGGAGGCUGGUGGUAUGAUGCGUGUGCUGGAGCAAAUCUAAACCGUAGGAAUGUGAUAUAUUGGCAAAAGGACUGCAACAAGCAAUGCAUGUGCAAGUUUGCAUGGAUGAUGAUCAAACCCAUUGAGUACAGCCUGCCAUAUCCAACCAAGUCCUGUCUGUGUCAGAAAGUUGAACUGUAG